GUGGUAGCAGAGCGUUUCUUCCCAGUUUCAACACCAACACCCUAGAAACAACAGCCGUAUCACCUUCAUCCCUAUCUAUUCCCCUGAAGCUACACUCAGCAGAUCUUAGUGUUCAAAUUUGCUGGUUCCCUACUUGUUUUCGUUUGAUUUGUUUCCAUACGGUUCCAGUUCGGAUUCAAUUGAGUUGAUAAGUAAUUUUUUGUAAAUAACUUCCUACUCAGACCUGGCUUCUAUAGGCUGCCAAUCUUGUUCAUAGGUUACUUUCAGUGCGGUCUAGCAGCUCCCCAAAUAUCGUGGAGAAUAGGUAUCCUUUUAGUCGAAUCACAUCCAAGGGUUCUUUGAGUUUGAUUUGUAUAUAACAAUCUCCAUCGGUAUAUUUUAGUUGAAGAGACCCAAAUUGACAAUGCUGUCUGAUACUAUAUGGUCUAACGGCAACGGGGUCGCAUCCCCCCAUCACCAGCCUUCUAACUACCGUUCAGUUUUAGAUCAAGUUGAUCCUGAUGUUGCCAAAAUGUUAGCUAACUCGGCUGCUGCUUCUUCUUUAGCUUCAACCACUUCUCCUUCUGCUCAUACCCAUACUAUUGGAGAGUCUAGACGGUUUUCUUUUAAUGAUGGUGAAAAUAACAUCUUUGGGUUUAAAAAGGAAUCUUUACCCGCCAUCGGAGGUUAUGCCGCUAGUACUGGUGGUGUACACCACCACCCUCAAGCUGCUGCCUCUGUAGCUGGUCCGACCCCAAAUCCACCUCAUCCACAUUUGGGGUUUGGUACUGCCUCUAUUAGUGGUGGUAUUGCUAGUAGACACCCUCCUCAAGAUAGUUUUUUACAAAAGUUUUCUUCUGUUGCUGAUGCAACAAGAGAUAUUGAAUUAUCCAAUAAUUUGGGUAAAUUAACUAUGGAUAGUUCUUCAAAUCCUAUCCAAUCAAAUGGUUUACCUAGCUCCAGAAGAACUAGCUUUAAUCAAACUGAUAAUCAAGUUGGUGGUGCCUCUCUUUUAACUUCCCCUCGUGGUUCUUUAAAUGAAAAUUUAAAUAUGCCUGCCGCUCGUACUUCAAGACAUCAAUCUAUUAGUGAAAAAAUUGAUCAUUAUAACAGUACCUCUCCAAUUCAAGCAAGUGCUGCAUUAUCUGUUUCUUCGGAUUUGAAUUCAAAUAUUGGCCUAAACCCUAAUCAACAAUUAUCUAAUAAUAAUUCCGACCAAAAAAAUAAUUCUAAUCGUUUUUGGAGCCCAGCUACCGCUACUGCUUUCACUCCUAAUAAUUCAUAUAAUUACUUUAUUGAUAAUUCUGGAUUCCCUCAUGCUGGUCCUCCUCCUCCUCCUCCAGGACAAGGAUUUAAUCCUUAUGUCAGAGCGGGCCCUCCUCCCCAAUUCAUGGUUCCUUCGCCUCCUCCUCAAUUCAUGGAUCCAAAUUUUUACCAAAUCAUGAAUUAUAAUAACUUGAAUAACCCAAAUUCUGUCACUCCUCCUGAAAUGGAUAAUUUUGGCUCUGGUUCUUCUCCUGAAAAUGCUAAACCUGGUGACAAUGGCGAAUCUGCCGUAUCCUCCGAUGAUUCAGAAAAUCACAAAGAGUUUCUGAAAAGAGCAAAUACUCCUGGUAUUGGUUUGAUUAAUCGUCAAAUGGCAGGCCCCGGCGCUGGAUUUAUGUUUGCAGCCUUUAAUCCUUAUUCUGUAUAUCAACAAUCCCCUCCUUUGCCUAAUAAUGUGACUAGCGGUGAAACUUCUCCUACUGGUGAUACAGCUUCUCCAACCGGGAAUGCCCCAAACCCUCCAUUGUCACAACCUGGCCCUAUUCCAACCGCAGGGUUACCCUCUGGAGGUCCGCCUCCAAUGUUUAUGGAUCCAAAUAUGAUGCCACCAAUCAUGUCAUCGAGAUCAAUUCCACCUGUCAAUCCAAGUCCUAAUAAUUCUAAACCUUCUCGUAAAGAAAGAAAUGGAUCUAAAAAUCCUAACUCCAACAAUGGGAAAAAUGGUGCUAAUCAUAUUUAUAGAUCGCCAUUACUUGAGGAAGUUCGUUCCAAUUCUAAAGGUAAAGAAUAUUAUUUGAGAGAUAUCUACGGCCACGCCGUUGAAUUUACUAAAGACCAACAUGGUUCUAGAUUUAUCCAACAAAAAUUACCUGAUGCUACUGAAGAAGAAAAAGAGGUUAUCUUCAAUGAAAUUAGAGAUAUUUCUUAUGAAUUAAUGACUGAUGUGUUUGGUAAUUAUGUAAUUCAAAAGUAUUUUGAGCAUGGUUCAACCACUCAACAAAAAAUUUUGUUAGAAUACAUGGAUGGCCAUAUAUAUGAAUUAUCAUUACAAAUGUAUGGUUGUCGUGUUAUUCAAAGAGCCUUAGAAGCUAUUGAAUUGGAUGCACAAAUAAAAAUCAUUAAUGAGUUGAAGGAUUAUGUAUUAAUUUGUGCAAAAGACCAAAAUGGGAAUCACGUUAUUCAAAAAUCGAUUGAAAAAAUACCUUUUGGAGAGAUUAAAUUUAUUUUGGAUAGUUUAGAUAAUCAAAUUUAUCAUUUAUCCACUCAUCCAUAUGGAUGUAGAGUCAUUCAGAGAUUAUUAGAACAUUCAAGUGUUAAAGACCAGAAAAAAAUCUUGGAUGAAUUAAAUCGCUUCAUAUUUUAUUUAAUCCAAGAUCAAUAUGGUAAUUAUGUGAUGCAACAUAUAUUAGAAAGAGGUAACCCUGAAGAUCGUGAAGAGAUUUUGAAAGUUGUUUUAGGAUCGGUUGUAAAUUUUUCUAAGCAUAAAUUUGCUUCCAAUGUUAUUGAAAAAUGUAUAAAGUAUGGAUCAUUAAGUCAAAGAAAAAGAAUAUUACAUGAAGUUAUGGUUGGUAAUGAAGAUAUCAACGAAGAAAUGGUUAAUGAUGAUUCAGCGUUAGCAUUAAUGGUUAAAGAUCAAUAUGCUAAUUAUGUUAUUCAAAAAUUAGUUGAAGGUUUUGAUGCUAAAAGUGAUGAAAAGAAGAGAUUAGUUGCGAAAUUAAGACAGUAUUUAAAACAAAUUUCUUCUAAAAAUACUUAUGGAAAACAUUUAGCAUCCGUUGAAAAAAUGAUAAUUGUUGCUGAAAAUGCUUUAAUUGAAGCGGAAAAGGCUACUUGA
Messenger RNA from Hyphopichia burtonii NRRL Y-1933, 3079 nucleotides. It is a transcript of the gene PUF3, whose product is annotated as mRNA-binding protein. Bases 404 to 3079 code for a protein of 891 amino acids. Gene Ontology annotation, biological process: nuclear-transcribed mRNA catabolic process, deadenylation-dependent decay. The record is from RefSeq and is a predicted model, not a curated record. Gene Ontology annotation, molecular function: mRNA 3'-UTR binding. The transcript has a single exon. Gene Ontology annotation, cellular component: cytoplasm. Lineage: Eukaryota; Fungi; Ascomycota; Pichiomycetes; Serinales; Debaryomycetaceae.